Molecule: messenger RNA, 18548 nt
Organism: Ictidomys tridecemlineatus (thirteen-lined ground squirrel)
Lineage: Eukaryota; Metazoa; Chordata; Mammalia; Rodentia; Sciuridae
Source: RefSeq, a predicted model, not a curated record
CUCAGCCGCCCGGAGCGAGAAGCCAACAUGGAGCCUGAAGAUCUGCCGUGGCCUGGCGAGCUGGAGGAGGAGGAGGAGGCGGAGGUGGCGGCAGCGACCGCGGCGCAGACGGAUAGGGCCCCGAACUCCGAAGAGACCGUGAUGGGGAAGGUGGAGGAGGUGAAAGAGGUGGAAGAGGUGGAGGAGGAGGCGGGGCCGGGGCCGGAGCGGGAGCCCGAGCGGGAGCCCGAGUUGGACUCCGGCUUAAACUACCAGUACCAGCCACUGGAAAGUACGGACGACGAAGAAGAUGAGGAGGCCAAGGCUUGGCUGCUGGCACGCCCCGGCGUGACUUUUCCCCCAUUGCCACCGCCGAGGCCGCGCUACUCACAGAGCGAGAGUACCUCUUCUGAGGUUGUUCCAUUGACUGAUAAUGUUUGGCAACAGUCAUCUUAUGAAGGUGAUAUUAGAAAACAUAUUUCUGAUAGUAAUGUAGCCUCGUCAGAAACAACAGUUCAGUGGGAUUCUGGGGAUGAUCAGAGAACAGAAUCUUGGAAUUAUUUUCCUCAAGAAAUGGACUCUUCUCAAAGCUUGGAUAUAUCACAGACCAGAAUUAACAUUGGAGCGGAAGGGUCUGAAGUGAUAGAGUUCCCGUCUUUGGAGGAAGGUAUAUUGACCCAGUCAGAAGAACAUGUAAAGGAACGAAACAGAAAUCUCUUAUGUUCUCCAUUGCUAGUCAUACAGGAUAACUUUGCUUCUCCUGAUUUGCCUUUGCUGACGUGUUUGACACAAGACCAGGAACUUGGGUCUGAUUCCUUAUUUCACCAAAGUCAACUAGAUUUUGCACCUCUGAGAGGAAUCCCUGAUAAGACUGAAGACAUUGAAUGGUUUUCUCGGCCAUCGGAAGUUAGUGAAGCUUUGUACCAGGCUACCUCAGAAGUAUCUUCAGACUUAGUUAACAGUUGCUUUAGUGUAUCUCAGCACGUACUUACAGGUAGCACAGCCAUUGGGUCUCAGCGCUCUUUUUUAUCUCCUGAACAAGAGAAUAAUAAAGAGAAUACUUCAUCCAACACUGUUGAUGAACUGAAAAUCCCCAAAGAUUCUGAUAAUUAUGAUGCUCUUUGUUCAUAUAUGUCAUGGAAGACACAAAAAGACAUACAGCAGCCAGGAAACAAUUUUGCUGAUAAAGAUCAAGUUUCAGUUUCAACUUUAUCUGAUAUUAGUGAUGAAAAUAUAGCUCCUAAAAGAAGUGACAGUUUUAAUGCUUCUGGUUUACAUGUGCAUUGGGAACAGGAGCCUUUACAGCAGACAGAACCAGGUCUAACCAAUAAGGACCAUGUUUCUUUUCCACAUGAAGUUGCUUAUGAUAAUAAAAUGUCAUAUUCUUUCUUGCGAGUUUUGUUGGAAAGAAGAGGAAAAGCAAUUCCCUUGACAUCUGAUAGUCAUAAUUUUGAGAGUGUGUUUUUAAGUUCUUCUGCUGAGAAUGAGGUGAAACAAAAGGUGAAUUCUUUGGAGGGAUAUGAAAGAACUGAAGGAGGUCUACAGAAAGAAUUAUCUCAAUGUUUUAAACAAAAGGAGUCUACAAAUAAUUUGCUAUCUUCAGAGGUGCAUCCCAAAUCUUUAGAUGUAAAGUAUGUUGGGAAUGUUGUAGUUCCUGAUAAUUCUGUAAAAGUUUCAGAAGCACAUAUACUCUCUGGAGGACAUGAUAUCUCUAAGAUGGAGGCUUCUGGUGGUCCCCUUCAGACACCUGCAUCCAACUUGGAUGAGACAUCAGUACAACUGUAUUUUCAAGAGGAAAGAAACCAAAAGGAAACAUCUGCUUUUGAGGAACUGCAGGAGAAGGCUGACUCUGAUGACAUUACUAUGGAUAAUGAUACUGAAUGCUGUAGCCUAGAUGAAAAUGAUGUUGUAUGCAGUGAAAGUGUUGCUGACCUACAAAGAGAGACAUGUGAUCAACAUGAUUUGACUGGUGAGUAUGGUGAGCUGGAAGUUUUAGAGAAUUUGCUUGAUGAUCUUUGUGAUAGCUCUCUGCCCUGGCAACAUACUUCACAACUACUAUCUGAGGAGGAAAGCAAUUUUGAAAAGCCUGUAGUUCAUUCUAAUGUGAGCAUUUGUGAGUCUUUUUCAUCUGUUUUGCCUCCAUUUGUUCCUCAUGAGCCAAUCAGAGAGUCAGAUUACCAUGCUUCAAAUCUCAGAAUGUUGAGGGUGUCUCUUGAUAAUGUGCCAAAGACUCCCCAACAUUUAGCAGGAGACUCUUCUGAAGGAAGCAUACCUGAAAUAACUCAAUCCAAGUUGAAAUUGGGUAUCACUACCACUACUGAAGAUUCAGACAUUGAAUCUCAUUUAUCCUUAUACCCUGAGGACUUACCUCAGUUGGCUAUAAGUUCUUUACAAGGGAAUACUAUUGGUCUACACACUGAUGCUCCUAACCAAAUGGCAUUGACCCAUAGUCAUCUAACUGAAGAGAGUCUAAAAGUCUCAGAUAAUUCUGAACCAGCUGACCAGAAGUAUGGGAUGCCAAUAGAACCACCUCCUUCCUACCCUUAUAGGGAGAAGCCCAGUAUUUUAUACCAACAGGGCUUGCCAGAUAGUUAUCUAACUGAGGAGGCACUGAACGUUUCAGGUAUUCCUGGAUCAGAUGACCAGAACACAGGCAUACCAACUGUACCAUCCAUUUCUCACUCACCUAGAGAAAAGACUGGUAUUUUCUACCAUCAGGCUAUGCCAGGUGGACAGAUACCUGCAGAGGCUCUGAAAGUUCCAGCUGCUCCUGGACCAGCUGACCAGAAGACUGGCUUACUACCUGCAACUUCUCCUUCCUACUUACCAAGAGAUAAGGCUGGUAUUUUCUACCAACAGGCCUUGAUGGGUGGUCAGGUACCUUCAGAAGCUCUGAAAAUUUCAGCUGCUCCUGGACCAGCUGGCCAGAUGACUGGUAUACCACCUGUUACCUCUGUUCCCUACCCUCAAAGAGAACAGCCUGGUGUUCUCUACCAGCAGGUCUUAUCAGGAGGUCAGAUACCUGCAGAGGGUUUGAAAGAUUCAGUUGCUCUGGGACCAGCUGUCCAGAAGACUGGCAUAACACCUGCAACCUCUAUUCCCUACUCACAAAGAGAUGAGCCUGGUGUUUACUACCGAGAGGCCCUACCAGGUGGUCAGAUAACUGCAGAGGCCCUGAAAAUUUCUUCUGCCCCUGGACCAGCUGGCCAGAAGACAGGCAUAUCACCUGUAACCUCUCCUUCCUAUUCACCAAGAUAUCAGCCUGAUGUUUUCUACCAACAGACUCUGUCAGGUGGUCAGAUACCUGCAGAGGCCUUGAAAGUUUCAGCUGCUUCUGGACCAGCUGGCCAGAAGACUGUCAUAACACCUGUACCCUCUCUUCCCUAUUCACAAAGAGACCAGCCUGGUGUUUUCUACCGACAGGCCUUGCCAGGUGAUCAGAUAUCUGCAGAGACCCUGAAACUUUCAUCUGCUUCUGGACCAGCUGGACAGAAGACUGGCAUACCACCUGCAACCUCUGUUCCCUACUCACAAAGAGACCAUCCUGGUGUUUUAUACCGACAGGCCUUGCAGGGUGAUCAGAUACCUGCAGAGGCUCUGAAACUUUCAUCUGCUCCUGGACCAGCUGGACAGAAGACUGGCAUACCACCUGCAACUUCUCCUUCCUAUUCACCAAGAGAUAGGACUGAUGUUUUCUACCAACAGACUGUGUCAGGUGGUCAGAUACCUUCAGAGGCCCUGAAACUUUCAGCUGCUUCUGGACCAGCUGGCCAGAAGACUGGCAUACCACCUGCAACCUCUGUUCCCUACUCAAAAAGAGACCAGCCUGGUUUUUUCUACCAACAGGCCUUGCCAGGUGGUCAGAUAGCUUCAGAAGCCCUGAAAAUUUCAUCUGCUCCUGGGCCAAUUGGCCAAAAGACUGGCAUACUGCCUGCAACCUCUCCUUCUUAUUCACCAAGAGACAAGCCUGAUAUUUUCUACCAACAGUCUGUGCCAGGUGGUCAUAUAACUUCAGAGGCCCUGAAACUUUCAGCUGCUCCUGGACCAGCUGACCAGAAGAAGACACGCAUAACACUUGCACCCUCUGUUCCCUAUCCACAAAGAGACCAGCCUGGUGUUUCAUACCGACAGGCCUUGCCGGGUGGUCAGAUACCUGCAGAGGCCCUGAAAGUUUCAGCUGCUCCUGGACCAACUGACCAGAAGACUGGCAUACCACCUGUUACCUCUGUUCCUUACUCACAAAGAGACCAGCCUGGUGUUUUCUACCAACAAGCCUUGCCAGGUAGUCAGAUACCUGCAGAGGCCCUGAAACUUUCAGCUGCUCCUGGACCAGCUGACCAGAAGACUGGCAUACCACCUGCAACCUCUGUUCCCUACUCACAAAGAGACCAGCCUGGUGUUUUCUACCAACAAGCCUUGCCAGGUAGUCAGAUACCUGCAGAGGCCCUGAAACUUUCAGCUGCUUCUGGACCAUCUGGCCAGAAGUCUGGCAUAACAUCCGAACCCUCUCUUUCCUACUCACAAAGAGACCAGCCUGUUAUUUUAUACCGACAGGCUUUGCCAGGUGAUCAGAUACCUGCACAGGCCCUGAAACUUUCAGCUGCUUCUGGACCAGCUGGCCAGAAGACUGGCAUAACAUCUGCACCCUCUCUUUCCUACUCACAAGGAGACCAGCCUGAUGUUUUCUAUAAACAAGCCUUGCCGAGUGAUCAGAUAACUACAGAGGCCCUGAAACUAUCAGCUGCUUCUGGACCAGCUGGACAGAAGACUGACAUAGCAUCUGCAACCUCUGUUCCCUACUCGCAAAGAGACCAGCCUGGUGUUUUAUACCAACAGACCUUGCUGAGUGAACAGAUACCUGCAGAGGCCCUGAAACUUUCAGCUGCUUCUGGACUAGCUGGCCAGAAGACUGGCAUACCACCUACAACCUCUGUUCCCUACUCACAAAGAGACCAGGCUGGUGUUUUAUAUCGACAAACCUUGCCGGGUGAUCAGAUACCUGCAGAGGCCUUGAAACUUUCAGCUGCUUCUGGACCAGCUGGCCAUAAGACUAGCAUACUACCUGCACCCUCUCUUCCCUACUCACAAAGAGACCAGCCUGGUGUUUUCUAUCAACAAUCCUUGCUGGAUGAUCAGAUACCUGCAGAGGCCCUGAAAGUUUCAGCUGCUUCUGGACCAGCUGGUCAGAAGACUGGCAUAACAUCUGGACCUUCUGUUCCGUACUCACAAAGAGACCAGCCAGGUGUUUUAUAUAGACAGGCCUUGCCAGGUAAUCAGAUACCUUCAGAGGACUUGAAACUUUCAGCUGCUUCUGGAACAGCUGGCCAGAAGACUAACAUACUAUCUGCAAGCUCUUUUCCCUACUCACAGAGAGACCAGCCUAGUGUUUUCUACCAACAAGCCUUGCCGGGUGGUCAGAUACCUGCAGAGACACUGAAACUUUCAGCUGCUUCUGGACCAGCAGGCCAGAAGACUGGCAUACCACCUGCAACCUCUGUUCCCUACUCACAAAUAGACCAGCCUGGUGUUUUAUACCGACAGGCUUUGCCGGGUGAUCAGAUACCUUCAGAGGCCCUGAAACUUUCAUCUGCUUCUCGACUAGCUGACCAGAAGACUGGCAUAACAUCUGCGCCCUCUGUUCCCUACUCACAAAGAGACCAGCCUGGUGUUUUAUACCGAAAUGCUUUGUCAGGUGAUCAGAUUCCUGCAGAGGCCCUGAAACUUUCAGCUGCUCCUGGACUAGCUGACCAGAAGACUGGCAUAAUACCUGGACCCUCUGUUCCCUACUCACAAAGAGAUUAUCCUGGUGUUUUAUACCCACAGGCCUUGCCCGGUGAUCAGAUACCUGCAGAAGCCCUGAAACUUUCCGCUGCUCCUGGACCAGCUGGCCAGAAGACUAGCAUACCACCUGCACCCUCUGUUCCCUACUCACAAAGAGACCAGCCUGGUGUUUUAUACCGACAGGCUUUGCUGGGUGAUCAGAUAUCUGCAGAGGCUCUGAAACUUUCAUCUGCUUCUGGACCAGCUGACCAGAAGACUGGCAUAACAUCUGUGCCCUCUGUUCCCUACUCACAAAGAGACCAGCCUAGUGUUUUAUACCGACAGGCCUUGCCGAGUGGUCAGAUAACUACAGAGGCCCUGAAAGUUCCAGCUGUUCCUGGACCAGCUGGACAGAAAACUGGCAUACCACCUACAACCUCUCUUCCCUAUUCACAAAUAGACCAACCUGGUGUUUUCUACCAACAAGCCUUGCUGGAUGAUCAGAUACCUGCAGAAGACCUGAAAGUUUCAACUACUUCUGGACCAGCUGACCAGAAAAAGACUGGCAUAACACCUGCACCCUCUGUUCCCUACUCAAAAAGAGACCAGCCUGGUGUUUUCUACCGACAGGCCUUGCCAGGUGAUCAGAUACCUGUAGAGGCCCUGAAACUUUCAGCUGCUUCUGGACCAGCUGACAAGAAGACUGGCAUAAUAUCAGUGCCCUCUGUUCCCUACUCACAAAGAGACCAGCCUGGUGUUUUCUACCAACAAGGAUUGCUGGGUGAUCAGAUACCUGCAGAGGCCCUGAAACUUUCAGCUGCUCUUGGUCCAGCUGACCAGAAGACUGGCAUACCACCUGCACCCUCUCUUUCCUACUCACAAAGAGACCAGCCUGGUGUUUUAUACCGACAGGCUUUGCCGGGUGAUCAGAUACCUGCAGAGGACCUAAAAGUUUCAGCUGCUUCUGGACCAGCUGACCAUAAAAAGACUGGCAUAACACCUGGACCCUCUGUUCCCUACUCACAAAGAGACCAGCCUGGUGUUUUAUACCGACAGGGCUUGCCGGGUGAUCAGAUACCUGUAGAGGCCCUGAAACAUUCAUCUGCUCCUGGACCAGCUGGGCAGAAGACUGGCAUACUACCUGCAACCUCUCCUUCCUAUUCACCAGGAGACAAGCCUGAUGUUUUCUACCAACAGACUCUGUCAGGUGGUCAGAAACCUGCAGAGGCCCUGACAGUUUCAUCUGCUUCUGGACCAGCUGACCAGAAGACUGGCAUACCACCUGCAACCUCUGUUCCCUACUCUCAAAGAGACCAGCCUGGUGUUUUCUACCAACAGGUCUUGCCAGGAGGUCAGAUACUUGUAGAGGCCUUGAAAGUUUCAGCUACUUCUGGACCUGCUGAACAGAAGACUGGCAUAACUGCAACCUCUGUUCCCUACUCACAAAGAGACCAGCCUGGUGUUUUCUACCGACAGGCCUUGCCAGGUGGUCAGAUACUUGCAGAUGCUCUGAAAGUUUCAUCUGCUCCUGGACCAGCUGGCCAGAAGACUGGCAUACCACCUGUUACCUCUGUUCCUUACUCACAAAGAGACCAGCCUGGUGUUUUUUACCAACAGGCCUUGACAGGUGGUCAGAUACCUGCAAAGGAUUUGAAAGAUUCAGUUGCUCUGGGACCAGCUGGCCAGAAGACUGGCAUACCACCUGCAACCUCUCCUUCCUAUUCACCAAAAGAAAAGCCUAAUAUUUUCUACCAGCAGGCCUUGCCAGGUGGUCAAAUACCGGCAGAGGUUCAGAAAUUUUCAGCUAUUCCUGGAACAGAUGACCUGAAGACUGGGUUGCCAAGUGUAUUGUCACCCUCUGACUUACAAAGAGAGAAGCCUGGUGUUUUCUACCAACAUGCCUUGGCAGAUGAUCAGAUAACUGCAGAUGCCCUAAGAGUCUCAGCUACCCCUGUACCAGGUGAUCAGAAGACUAGCAUACCACUUGCACCCUCUGCUACCUACUCAGAAAGAGACAAGCCUGGUGUUUUCUCCCAGCAAGCCUUGCCAAGUGGUCACAUAGUUGCAGAGGCUCUGAAAGUUUCAGCUGCUCUUGGAUCAGCUGGCCAGAAGAUUGGCAUACCACCUGCAACCUCUCCUUCCUAUUCACCAAGAGAUAAGCCUGAUGUUUUCCACCAAAAGGCCUUGCCAGUUGGUCAGAAUCCUACAGAGGCUCUGGAAGUUUCAGUUGCUCCUGGACUAGCUGACCAGAAGACUGACGUAUCACCUGCAACCUCUCCUUCCUAUUCACCAAGAGAUAAGCCUGAUAUUUUCUACCAGCAGACUUUGCCAGGAGGUCAGAUACCUGCAGAGGCCUUGAAAAUUUCAUCUGUCCCUGGACCAGCUGGCCACAAGACUGGUAUACCACCUGCAGCCUCUGAUCCAUACUCACAAAGAGACCAGCCUGGUGUUUUCUACCAGCAGACUUUGCCAGGAGGUCAGAUACCUGCAGAGGCUCCGAAAGUUUCAGCUGCUCCUGGACCAGCUGGCCAGAAGACUGGAAUACCACCUGUUACCUCUGAUCCAUACUCACAAAGAGACCAGCCUGGUGUUUUCUACCAACAUGCCUUGCCAGGUGGGCAGACACCUGCAGAGAUUCAGAAAAUUUCAGCUAUUCCUGGAAAAGAUGAGCAGAAGACAGGGUUACCAGCUUUAACUGUAACAUUACCCUCUGACUUACAAAGAGAGAAGCCUGAUGUUUCCUACCAAAAGGCCUUGCCGGGUGUUCAGAUACCUGCAGAGGCCCUGAAACUUUCAGCUGCACCUGGACCAACUGAGCAGAAGAUUGGCAUAACACCUGCAACCUCUGUUCCCUACUCAGAAAAAGACCAGCCUGGUGUUUUCUCCAAGCAGGCCUUACCAGGUGGUCAGACAGCUGCAGAGGCUCUGAAAGUUUUAACUGCUUCUGGACCAGCUGGCCAGAAGACUGGCAUACCACCUGUAACCUCUCCUUCCUACUCACCAAGAGAUGAGCCUGAAAUUUUCUACCAAAAGGCCUUGCCGGAUGGUCAUAUACCUAUAGAGGCUCUGAAAGUUUCAGCUGCUCCUGGACCAGCUGACCAGAAGACUGGAAUAUCACCUGCAACCUCUGUUACCUACUCACAAAGAGACCAGCCUGGUGUUUUCUCCCAGCAGGACUUGCCAGGUGGUCACAUAGCUGCAGAGGCUUUGAAAGUUUCAUCUGCUUCUGGACCAACUGGCCAGAAGACUGGCAUACCACCUGCAACCUCUCCUUCCUAUUCACCAAGAGAUAAGCCUGAUGUUUUCCACCAAAAGGCCUUGAUAGGUGGUCAGAUACCUGCAGAAGCUUUGAAAGUUUCAUCUGCUCCUGGACCAGCUGGCCAGAAGACUGGCAUACCACCUGCAACCUCUGUUCCUUAUUCACAAAGUGACCGGCCUGGUGUUUUCUACCAACAAGGUUUGCCAGGUGGUCAGAUACCUAUAGAGACUCAGAAAGUUUCAGCUGUUCCUGGAGCAGCUGGCCAGAAGACUGGCAUAACACCUGCAACCUCUCCUUCCUACUCACCAAGGGAUCAGCCUGAUGUUUUCUUCCAACAGGCCUUGCCAAGAGGUCAGAUACCUAUAGAGGGUCUUAAAGCUUCAGCUGUUCUGGGACCAGCUGGCCAGAAGACUGGCAUACCACCUGUAUCCUCUGUUUCCUUCUCACCAAAAGAUAAGCCUGGUGUUGUCUACCAACAAUCCUUGCCAGGUGGUCAAGAGGCUCUGAGAGUUUCAUCUGUUCCUGGACCAGAUAACCAGAAGACCAGGAUACCAACUCUAACCUCUACUUCCUAUUCACCAAGAAAUAAGCCUGGUGUUUUCUACCAACAGGUUUUGCCAGGUAGUCAUAUACCUGCAGAAACUCUGAAUGUUUCUCUUGCUCCUGGAGCAGAUGACCAGAAGAUUAGUAUACCUACUAUAACUUCUCCUUCCUACUCGUAUAGAGGGGAACCUGCUAUUAUUCUCUACCAACAAGAGUUGCCAGAGAGUCAUUUAGCUGAAGAGUUUCUUUCAUCUGCUCUUGGACCAGCUGACAAGAAGACUGGGAUGACCACAGUAUCCUCUGCUUCCUACCCACAUGGAGAUAAAUCUUAUGCUUUCUAUCGUCAGGCCUUGCCAGAAAGUCAUGUAACUGAUCAAGCUCUGAAAGUGUCAACUUUUCCUAGGUCUGCUGACCAAAAGGUUGAAACAGCAGUAGUCCGCUCUACUUCCUACUCACAUGGAGUGAAGCCUGGUACUUUUUACCGGCAAGAGUUACCAGAUGGUCACGUAACUGAAGAGACUGUGAAAGUUUCAGCUAUUCCGGGACUAGCUGACCAGAAGACUAUGACAACAAAAGUAUACUCUAGUUCUUACUCUCAGAGAGAGAAGCCUGGUGUUAUUUACCAGCAGGCCUUGUCGGAUAGUUAUCCAACUAAAGAGCCUCUGAAAAUUUCAGCUAUUCCUGGGUCAGCUGACCAGAUGACUGGGAUACCAAUACUAACCUCUACUUCCUACUCACAGAGAGAGACAUCUAAUAUUUUCUAUCGCCAGAUGUUAUCAAAUAACCAUCUAAAUGAAGAGGCUCAGAAAGUUUCAUUUGUUCCUGGACUAGAUGAUCAUAAGACUGGGAUACCAAUAGGACCAACUACUUUCUACUUGCAUAGAGAAAAACCUAUUAUUUUCUACCAAGAGACCCUGCAAGAUAGUCAUCUACCUGAAGAGGCUCUCAAAGUUUCAACUACUCCUGGAACAGACCAGAAGACUGGCAUACCAACCGUAAUCCCUCCUUCCUACUCACAAAGAGAUAAGCUUGGCAUUUUCUACCAACAGUCCUUGCCAAGCAGUCAUAUACCUGAAGAAUCUCUGACUGCUCCUGGACCAGCUGACCAGAAUAUGGUGACACCAACAUUAUCUUCAAGUUCCUAUUCACUUGAGGAGAAGCCUGUUAUUUUCUACCAAAGGGCCUUGACAGAUAGUUAUCUACCUAAAGAGGCUUUGAAAGUUUUAUCCUCUCCUGAACCAGCUGACUUGCAGGCUGGGAAUCUGAGUGUAUCCUCCACUUCCCCCUACUCGUUUGGAGAGGAGCCCAUUGUUCUGUACCACCAAGUCCUGCCAGAUAGUCAGCGAAGUGAAGAAAGUCUGAAACUUUCAGUUAUUUCUGAACCAGUAGAUACCACAAUUCCUACUGAAAUCUCUCCUUCCUACUCACCUAUAGAUCAGGCUGUUAUUUCCUACCAACAAGAGUUAGCACGUCGUACUGAAGAUGAUUUGAACAUUUUAGGUGUUCCUGGACUUUCUGAUCAGAAUACUAGGAUACACAUCGUGCCCUUUACCCGCUAUUUACAUGGAGAAAAGCCCAUUAUUUCUUACCAGCAGGAGUUGACAGAUAUUCCUGAAGAUACUUUGGAAGUUUUAGAGGAUCCUGAACCAGCUGACUAUAAGACUGGAAUACACACAAUAACCUCUACUCCCUAUUCACAGGGAGAACAGUCCAUCAUUUCUUUACAGCAGGAAUUGCCAGAUCUUACUCAGGUCACUUUGAAAACAGUAAAGGUUCCUGGACUUGCUGACCAGAAGACUGGAAUACAAACAGUAUCCUCUAGUUCCUAUUCCAGUAGUUUUCAUAAGCAGGAGUUGCCAAAUAUUUCCAAAGAAGCUUUAGACGUUCUUGUUCUUCCUGAACCAGAUGACCAGAAGACUGGAAUAUCAACAAUGCCUUUAAGUUACUACUCACAUAGAGAGAAGCCCAGUGUCUUCUCUCCACAGGAGUUGCCAGAGAGCCAUCUCACUGAAGAGGCUUCGAAAGUUUCAUCUGUUUCUGUUCCAGUAGAGCAGAGGGCUGGAACACCCUCUAGUUCCUACUUCCAUAGAGAGAAGCCUAGUGAUUUUUCUCAACAGUCCUUUCCUGAUAGUGAUCUAACUGAAGAAUCUCUGAAGGCUUCAACUGUUUCUGGAUUAGGUGACCAGAAGAAUAGGAUACCUGCAGUACCAUCGAGUUCCUACUCACAUCAAGAGAAACUCAAGGUUUCAACUGUGAAUCUACCGGACAACCAGAAGACAGAGUUACCAACAGUUACCCAUAGUUUCCAUUUAAAGAGAGAGAAGCCCAGGAUUUCAACUGUGAUUGGACCAGAUGACCAGGAGACUCCAUUACUGACAGUUUUUCAUAGUUCCUGUUCUGAAAGAGUAAAACCUCAUGUUUUUUUCCAACAGCAGUUGCCAGAUAGAGAUCAAAGUGAAGAUAUUCUAAAGAUUUCAACUGUCCCCGAGCCAACUGAUGUAAAUACUGGGGCACCAAUAACUCUCUGUGGUUCUUAUUUACAGAAAGAAAAAUCUAAUAAUUUGUAUCUACGGAAAUUGUCAGACAGAUAUCAAACUGAAGAUGCACUAAAGGUUUCGACUGUUCCUGAACCAGCUGACCAGAAAGCAGAAUUACCAACAGCUCCUCCUAGUUCCUUUUCAUACAGAGGAAAAUUGAAUAUUUUCUAUCAAAAGGAUUUGCCAUGUAGACAUCUAACUGAAGAUGAUCUGAAGGUCUCGAGUGGUCUUGGGCAAUCUAAUCAAAUUACUGGGUUAUCAAUAAUUUCCCCUGGUACUUAUUCACCUGAUGAAAAGGACAAACUUGUUUCAGAACAUGUCCAAAGACUAAUAGAUAAUUUGGAUUCUUCUGAUUCAAGUGCUUUCUCAAAACAUAUGCCAUUAAAUUCUCAAGCUGAUGAUGGACUUGUAAUAAUUAAGCCUGAAUCUAUAGGUUUUGAAGAUAAUGGUUCAGAGGAAAUCCAGGAUACAUAUAAUAGUUCCAAAACUCUUAAAGAAAUUCGGACACUUUUAAUGGAGGCAGAAAAUAUAGCACUGAAACGAUGCAAUUUUCCUGCUCCCCUUGUCCCUUUCAGAGAUGUUAGUGAUAUUUCAUUUAUACGAUCUAAGAAGGUGGUUUGCUUCAAAGAACCCCCCACAACUGAUGUAUCUGAUGGUGAUUUCCUUCAUAGACAACCAUAUAUAGAGGAGGAAAGCCCAAGCAAUAGAAGCAUACAGAAAGAUAUUGGCACACAAACGAAUUUGAAAUGCCAGAGAGGCAUUGAAAAUUGGGAGUUUAUUAGAUCAACUACAAUUAGAAGUCCUCUACAGGAAGCAGAAAGCAAAGCCAGAAUGGCAUUAGGUGAAACUCUUAGGCAAUAUGAAGCAGCCAAAUCUGCAAUGAGGUCUGAACCUGAACGCUAUAGUAGAACCAUUGGGAACAAAAUUAUUAUCCCUAUGAUGACUAUCAUAAAAAGUGAUUCAAGUAGUGAUAUAAGUGAUGGACAUGGUUCCUGCUCAUGGGAGAGUAAUUUACCAGAGUCUUUGGAAUCAGUUUCUGAUGUUCUUCUCAACUUUUUUCCAUACACUUCACCGAAUCCAAGCAUAAUAGAUAGCAGAGAUGAACAGGGUAUGUCAGAGAGUGACGAUGGUGGUAGUGUAGAUUCACUGGCUGCACGUGUGAAAAAUCUUCUGCAUUGUGAAUCCUCAUUAAAUCAUGCUAAACAAAUACUUAGAAAUGCAGAGGAAGAGGAAUGUCGGGUACGAGCACGAGCCUGGAAUCUGAAGUUUAACUUAGCACGUGAGUGUGGAUAUUCAAUUUCAGAAUUAAAUGAAGAUGACAGGAGGAAAGUAGAAGAAAUCAAGGCAGAAUUGUUUGGUCAUGGAAGAACAACUCAUGUAUCUGAGGGAUCACAGAGUCCACGGGGAAUAGGAUGCACACCUGAAGCUGUAUGUAGUCACAUUAUUAUUGAGAGCCAUGAAAAAGGAUGUUUCAGGACUCUUACUGCUGAACAACCACAACUGGAAGACCAUCCUUGUGUUUUUACAUCUGCUGAAUCCUCAGAAAUGAUCAGAGGACGACAGAGCCCAUCAUCGUGGAGAACCAGGCACAUCAAUUUUUCCAAAUCCCUAGACCAGAACAACCCCCAUUUGAAAGUUUGGAAUUCCUUGCAGUUACAAAGUCAUUCCCCACUUAUAUCUGAUGACUUCAAAAUUAGCAAGGGCCUUCGAAUGCCAUUCCGUGAGAAUAUGGACCCUUGGCUGUCAGAAUUAGUAGAAGUAGAACCUGCUUGUGUGCCACCUAAAGAAGUGGAAUUUCCUUCUUCAUCACUAAUACCGCCCCCAGAACCCAUGAAACAGUUUACUACCUCCAUCACUUUUUCAUCUCACCGACAUUCUCAAUGCAUUUCAGAUUCCUCUGUUUUUAAGGUUGGUGUUACUGAAGGUAGCCAGUAUACUGGAGCAUCUAUGGGGGUAUUUAAUUCUCAUAUCACUGAAGAGCAAAAUUCUAGAGAUUUUAAACAGAAAACCUCUUCCCCUUCAUCAUAUAAAAUGCUUAGUCAUUCACCACAUAAAGCUGUGACCUUUUUAGCAGAAAAAGGUAGGCAAAACGAAAAAUUAUUUGUUGAUUUUGAGCCUUCUCAUCGAGAGGAAGCACUCUUAGAAAGAUCAGAUUUUAAUGUCAGUCAUUCUGAGCCCAGUACCAGUGCAAAUUAUACAUUCAAGGAAAUUCAGUUUUCUGAUAACCAUACCCACAUUAGUAUGGGCAGACCAAGUUCCACACUGGGAAUAAAAGAGAAGAAUGUAACCAAAACUGCAGAUCUUCCUUCGCACAUUUUUCUUGAACAACGAGAACUCUUUGAAAAAAGCAAAGCCCCACAUGCAGAUCACCAUAUGAAAAAACACCAUUCUUGCCUUUGUCCAGACAUUCCUUCUUGCAUUUUUCUUGAACAGCAAGAACUCUUUAAACAAAGCAAUGCCCCACGUGUAGAUCAUGAGAUGAGAGAAAGCCAUUCUCUCUUUUCUCAGGGUCAGGAUUAUAUAGCUUCAGACCUUCCUUCUCCCGUUUGUCUUGAACAACAUCAAAGCAGACCCCUAGGUGUAGAUGACCACAUGAGAAAGCACCAUUUCCCCUUUUCUCAAGGUCAGGAUUGUGUAGUAGAAAAAAAUCAACAUACACCUAAAUCACACAUUACUAGUAUGAUAAAUGUUGAAGUCAAUUCAGUCUCCCAAUCUGCCCCCGAUCACUAUACCUUAGAAACAUCUGCAUCUACUCCACCUUCAAAUAGAAAAGCACUUUCAUGUGUUCGUAUAACUCUGUGCCCCAAGACUCCUUCCAAGUUGGAUAGUGGAACCUUAGAUAAAAGAUUUCAUUCUUUGGAUUCUGCUUCUAAAACAAGGAUGAAUAGUGAGUUUAACUCUGACCUACAAACUAUAUCUUCAAGAUCAUUGGAAUCAACCUCCAAGUUAUUGGCUAGUAAACCUAUAGCACAAAAUCAAGAAUCUUUAGGUUUUCUAGGACCUAAAUCACCACUGGACUUCCAAGUUGUACAGUCUCCUCUUCCAGAUAGUAAUACUAUUACUCAGGACUUGAAAGCCAUACCUUCUCAGAAUAGCCAGAUAGUAACCUCAAGGCAAAUACAAGUGAACAUUUCAGAUUUGGAAGGAUAUUCCAAACCAGAGGGGACUCCGGUAUCUGCAGAUCGUUCACCAGAACAGAGUAAGACCUCGUUAUUUGCCUCUGAAAAGUUAUCAUCUGAUGCGGUCACUCAGAUAACAACAGAAAGCCCAGAAAAGACCAUGUUUUCAUCUGAGAUUUUUAUUAAUGCUGAAGAUCAUGGAAGUAAAAUUCUAGAGCCACAUACUAAAAAUCCACUGAAAGGUCCUGUCAAGUUUGCUUCAUCAUCUUCAGUGCAACAAAUUACUACUUCUCGUGGCACAGAUGCCCAGCCUUUACUAUUGCCAUAUAAACCAUCUGGUAGUUCGAAGAUGUACUAUGUUCCACAAUUAGAAACAGUUCCUUCAUUUCCAGAUUCCAAAUCUGAUACCACCGUUGAGAGUUCACAUUCAGGGUCCAAUGAUGCUAUUGCUCCAGAGUUUCCCGCUCAGGUGCUAGGCACAAGGGAUGACGACCUCUCAGCCACUGUGAACAUUAAACAUAAGGAAGGGAUCUACAGUAAGAGGGCAGUACCUAAGGCACCCCUGUCAUUGGGGAAAAAACCCUUUCAAAAAGAUAAUGCAGAGGUGCAAGUUCAAGUAGCCAUCACCACGGAUCAGAACCUCUCAGAUGAAAAGCAGAAAGAGGAGAACUUAAGUCAAAUGGUAUUAACUAAGACUAACUGGCCUGAAGAAGAAUCCAUGCAGAAAGAUACUGGAGGUUCCAGUGAUGCUACUGCUGCCAAGCACUUAAUUCAAGUACAAGAUACGAAGGCUGAAAACCUACCAGACAUGAAACCCAUUGAACCCAUUUGUGGAUUCAACCAAAAGAAAGAGGAACAGAAAGAGGAAAUCUAUAUUGAUAGAACUGUUUCUAAGGAAGCCUGGACAGAAAAGAAAGAAUCCUUGCACAUAGACAUUUCAGAGUCUGAAUGCCAUUCAGAAUUUGAAAAUACAACUCAUUCUGUCUUCAGGUCAGCCAAGUUUUAUUUUCAUCAUCCAGUGCACCUCCUAAGUGAUCAAGAUUUUUGCCAUGAAUCUUUGGGAAGGAGUGUUUUUAUGAGACAUUCUUGGAAAGAUUUCUUUCACCAUCAUUCAGACAAAAACAGAGAACACACUUGUCUUCCUCCUCCUUAUCAAAAUGUGGACAAGACUAAGAUAGAUUAUACCAGAAUAAAGAGCCUCAGCAUCAAUAUGAAUGUGGGAGACAAGGAAGUGAUACCUACCAGUAAAAGUCAGGUCAAAGACCAUCUAAAAAGUAAUGGACAAACUAAUGAUCCAAAAAGGGAUCAUAAGGUCACCCCAGAAGUAACAACUUCGCACACUGCAAGUUUGAAUGAACUCUGGAACAAGUACCAGGAACGACAGAGACAACAGAAACAGUCAGAUGUCAGUGACAGGAAAGAGCUGUCAUUGGUAGAACGGCUUGAUCGUUUGGCUAAACUUCUUCAGAGUCCUAUCACACAUUCUCUCCGGACCUCAGAAAGUGUACAAGAUGAUAACAAAAGGGAACGAUUUAAAGAAUGGAGUUAUAAACAGAAGCAGCAGAAAAGCAAGUUUCAGAAGCAGAAGCGUUAUAAAAGCGUAGAGAAAGGCCAUAGAAAUAUAUGUGAUCUUAAAAAAAGCAAGGUACUUUCUCCUCAUCAAACUGGGAGGUCCAAUCAAAUUAAGAUUGAACAGAUUAAAUUUGAUAAAUAUAUUCUGAGAAAACAGCCAGAUUUACAUUAUAUCAGCAACACUUCUUCAGAUUCUAGACCCUCAGAGGAAAGUGAACUGUUUACAGAUACUCCGACCAACAUUCUUUCCACCACCACUUCUCCUGUGGAAUCAGAUAUAUUGACCCAAACAGAUAGAGAGGUGACUUUGCAUGAAAGGAGUAGCUCUAUAUCCACCAUUGACACUGCCCGAUUGAUCCAGGCUUUUGGCCAUGAAAGAGUAUGUUUAUCACCCAGGCGAGUUAAAUUAUAUAGUAGCAUCACCAACCAACAGAGGAGAUACCUUGAGAAGCGGUGCAAGCACAAGAAAUCAUUGAAUACAGGCUAUCCCCAAAUGACUUCUGAGCACACCAGAAGGAGACACAUCCAGGUGGCAAACCAUAUGAUUUCUUCUGACUCUGUUUCAUGUGCCAGUAGUUUCUUGAGCUUGAACUCUACUCUUUGCAACGAAGAAAAUGUGCACAUGUUAAACAAAGGCAUACAAGCAGGUAACUUGGAGAUUGUACAUGGUGAUGGAAAACACACUCGUGAUGUUGGGGUGACUUUCCCAACUCCAAGCUCUAGUGAGGCUAGAUUAGAAGAGGAUAGCGAUGUAACUUCUUGGUUAGAAGAAAAAAUUGAAGAGAAAAUACCUGUUACCAAUUAUCUUGGGGACAAAAAGUUAAAGAAGAACAAGAAGAACUCCUGUGAAGGAGUUUCAUGGUUUGUUCCUGUGGAAAAUGUGAAGUCUGGAUCUAAGAAGGAAAAUCUGCUGAAGAGUUGUGGUCCUGGUAUCUCCUGGUUUGAACCAAUAACCAAAACUAAACCCUGGAGAGAACCACUGCGGGAACAGAACUGGCAAGGACAACGCAUGGAGGGUUGGGGAACACUGGCAGACCCAGGCAGAGAUUAUGGCCGAGGUCUACUGAAGCCAUUUGUGAGAGCAACCCUGCAGGAGGCACUUCAUUUUCACAGACCUGAUUUCAUCUCCCGCUCUGGGGAGCGGAUAAAGCGCCUGAAGUUAAUAGUCCAGGAAAGGAAGCUGCAGAACAUGUUCGAGAGUGAGCGAGAUGUGCUGUUCAAUACCAUGCAACCCCAACCUAGGAGAGUAUUCAUGGCUGCCCAGAAUAAGCCUAUUGGAAAGAAGGAAAUGAUCCAGAGGUCUAAACGGAUUUACCAGCAACUCCCAGAAGUACAGAAAAAGAAAGAAGAGGAGAAGAGGAAAUUGGAAUAUAAGUCCUAUCGGCUGCGAGCUCAGCUAUAUAAAACGAAAGUGACCAAUCGACUCUUGGGGAGAAAAGUUCCCUGGGACUGACAUAAGAUUAUUUUCCUCUGAGCCUUGGAAUUAUAUCUUAGGAACCUAAAGAAGUAUAAUCCUUGCUUUUAUGGGUGUGAUUUAAUAAAGCUUAUUCUUUGUUCGUGUGUAACUUAGAAAUAGUAACUUCUCAAGACUGGGGCAGAGUAGCAGUUAGAAUGCAAAUGGUUUGGGAGCAAUCCUUUCUCCAUAGAUGCCUUGUCCACAGAGCUGUACAUUAUAAUGAUACUAUCUCUUAAAUUUUAGCCAAGAGUGAAUCCCUUUUUAUAUGUGUUUUUAUACUUUUUAGAAAAUAAAUAACUUUGAUUGAUUUAUAGUAAAGCAAA